UUACCAAAAACAAAAUUUCCCUUUAUUAAAACAUCAUGAUUUUCCUCGACUUUGUCAAAAUUUUGUGGUUGCAUCACAGGUCCCAAAAAAUUUACACAAUUAUUUUGCUUUUCACAAAAUAAAAAGUACCAUGUCCUACAGAAGUUUCUUUGGAUUUGUCUCCAUGCCUUCCGUGCGUGCUCAGGAAGAAGCUGAAGAGGAGGAAUUAGUUGAUCCUCAAACAACCUUAAGAGAGAAAUGCGCUAAGGACGGACACAUUGAGGCUCUGUACAACAAAUACCAGGCAUGCAAUGACCGUGUCAAUAGCCGCUCCAAAACUGCCGAAACAUGCUCCGAAGAGCUAUUCGAUUACAUUGGUGAAUUAGAUCACUGUGUAUCGCAUAGCUUGUGGAAGAAACUUAAGUAAAAAAAAAAAAAAUAAUAAUAAAUUGACAAAAUCCUAACCUGUAGAGAACACCAAAUUAUUCAAGUAAAGAUCUUGCUUCAGAAAGAAUACAUAAA
This is a messenger RNA of Episyrphus balteatus (marmalade hoverfly), 501 nucleotides long. RefSeq names its product cytochrome b-c1 complex subunit 6, mitochondrial (gene UQCR-11). The transcript is spliced from 3 exons. Gene Ontology annotation, biological process: mitochondrial electron transport, ubiquinol to cytochrome c. Bases 131 to 406 code for a protein of 91 amino acids. The record is from RefSeq and is a predicted model, not a curated record. Lineage: Eukaryota; Metazoa; Arthropoda; Insecta; Diptera; Syrphidae.